AUGGGAGAGCUAAUCGAUGAGUUAGAAAGCACUGAAGUUAUAGAAUCUCCAGGUAAUAACGAAACUGUAAUUAAAGGUGUGUCAAGCAUGGAACUGACGUCUAAUUUACCACGUAUUAAAAUUCCGUCGUUUGAUGGUAAUUAUCUGCACUGGUACGCAUUUAAGGAUUUAUUCACGUCAGUUGUAUCAAAUAACGUUGCAUUGUCUAAUACACAGAAACUUCAAUAUUUAAAAGAUGCGUUAGUGUUGGACGCUCAACACGCCCUAGACAACAUUACUACAACAGAUGCACAUUGGGCAGUAGCAUGGAGUUUACUCGUCCGCAAGUAUGAGAACAAGAGGAUCAUUCUUAAUGCGUAUUUAAAACAAAUUGUUAAUUUAACAACGGUGUCUGAUGGUUUACCAAAUAGUUUACGCUUGUUAUGUGACACCAUCACGUCAGCUGUGCGUGCGUUAGAGCAAUUGGGUCGUCCAGUGCAGCAUUGGGACGAUUGGUUGGUCUUUACCCUUCUCCAAAAAUUAGACACGAAAACACGCUCAGCUUGGGAGCUGUCAACAACCAGUUUAGAACAAAUUCCAAAAUUUGAGGAGCUGGUCAGUUUCUUAGAAAAUCGAAUACAUUCGCUGGAGGUAGUUAAUAGCAUGACCGAUAACUCUAAUCAGGAGAAAAAGUUUGUAACACCUAUCAGAACAAAGGGGUUCGUGAAAAGCCAUCAUACCACUGUUCAACAAUGCGUGCAUUGUCAAGGUAAGCAUUUACUGGCAUAUUGCGCAGAAUUUCGGCAAAUGACUGGGACAAAGAGAUAUGAGGUAGUCAGAUCUGCAAGAUUGUGUUUCAAUUGUUUGAGAACGGGACACAUGGGUCAUAAUUGUCCAUCGAAAUAUCGGUGUCUGCGAUGUAAUGCAGCGCAUCAUACAUUACUACAUGACCAUAGUGGAAGUGGUGGAGAAACUAAUUACUCAAAUAUACCGGAAAAGACCACUGAAGCGACUAAGAAAUACGCUGUCACAUCAAAUAAUACAUACAUUUCCAGUGCUAAUCAAGGUGCUCGAACUUUACAUCUACAGACUGUUUUAAUUGGCACUGCAUUGAUAGAGGUAAGGAGUCCUUCUGGUCAGAAGCUUAUUGUGCGAGCUCUUUUGGAUAGCGCGUCGGAAGCAACGUUUGUCAGCGAAUUCAUCGUGCAGCGGUUAAAACUGGACAAAACAAAUGUCAUAGUGCCGGUGAGUGGUGCAAAUGGUGAAAGGGUCGCCAAUUCAAGAGGAAUGGUUUCAUUUACAAUCCAUUCGUUAAAAUCCGAUUUCAACAUGAAUUGUGUUGCACUAAUACUUCCACGAGUGGGUAGCGUUACCCCAACCAUUCCCAUACCGAAAGAAGCGCUUGGUGAGUUCAUGAAUUUAGAUUUAGCUGAUCCUCAAUUACAGGUUCCGGGGGCAGUCGAUAUGAUUUUGAGCGCUUCAGAUUAUGCUGCUAUUGUCUAUGAGCGACUAAAACGGCAUCCAACUAACAAUAUUGUUGCCCAAUAUACGCAACUCGGUUGGGUAAUUUUUGGUGGACUGUCGCGACGAAAGGCUAUUUCAGUGAAAGGACAAGUUAAUUGCUGUCAUACUCGGGCAACAUUGCACGAAAUGCUACAUAAAUUUUGGGAAUUGGAAGAAAUAACAAACCACGUUCCGUUAACAAAAGAUGAAAUGUACUGUGAAGAUUUUUUUGAGCGUACAACUGUACGCAACGCAACGGGUCGAUAUGUAGUUAGACUACCAAUCCAGCAGAAAGCUGACUUGGCAACACUUAAGUCAAGUAAACUAAAUGCACUUGCAUUAUUAAACAGCACGUUACAGCGAUUAACCCGAGAUCCGGAUAUGUACAAACUCUACCAAGAUUUCAUGGACGAAUAUCAGACCUGUGGCCAUAUGGAAGUGGUGCCACACUCGUAUGAUGUAGCUUCAACAUGUUAUCUUCCUCACCAUGGUGUCUAUAAAGCAUCGAGUUCUACAACGAAGCUUCGCGUAGUCUUCAAUGCUUCUAAUAAAUGUUUGAGCGGAAUAUCUCUUAAUGAUUGUCUGCAUAUAGGUCCCAGAUUACAAAAUGAUCUAUCAAAUAUCAUCUUGCAAUGGCGGCAUUACCCUAUAGUGUUUACAGGAGAUAUCGAGAAAAUGUACAGGCAAAUUCUUGUUGAUAGCAAAGAUGUGGAUUUGCAACGAAUAAUGUGGCGCGUUCGACACGGGGACGCCCCUACAACGUUCCGGUUGCUCACUGUAACAUAUGGGACUAAUUGUGCUCCAUAUCUUGCCAUCAAAGUAUUGCGUACUCUGGCAAAAGAGGAGCAAACUCGUUUUCCACGGGCAGCUGAAUCGAUUCUAAAUGAAUUUUACAUUGAUGACGUACUAUCAGGUGGAGACACUCCAAUCGAAGCUGCAGAAAAAUUGCACGAACUUCAGGAGCUUCUAGCAACUGCAGGCUUCACUUUACGUAAAUUUAAUUCGAAUUCAAAUGACGUUUUAAGCACUCUGACUGAGGACGUAAAAGCUCACGCCGACGAUGUGGAAAUUAACACCGAGUAUAAAACUAAGACACUUGGUCUUACUUGGUAUACAAAAUCCGACAGUUUUGGUUACAACGUCAAU
This is a messenger RNA of Teleopsis dalmanni, 2628 nucleotides long. RefSeq lists its product as uncharacterized. Lineage: Eukaryota; Metazoa; Arthropoda; Insecta; Diptera; Diopsidae. The annotation marks the transcript as partial. The transcript has a single exon. Gene Ontology annotation, molecular function: zinc ion binding; nucleic acid binding. The record is from RefSeq and is a predicted model, not a curated record.